Quercus lobata is the source of this 423-nucleotide messenger RNA. RefSeq lists its product as uncharacterized. The transcript has a single exon. Bases 1 to 423 code for a protein of 140 amino acids. Lineage: Eukaryota; Viridiplantae; Streptophyta; Magnoliopsida; Fagales; Fagaceae. Gene Ontology annotation, molecular function: RNA-DNA hybrid ribonuclease activity; nucleic acid binding. The record is from RefSeq and is a predicted model, not a curated record.
AUGGCGGGUAUUGGAGUAGUGAUAAGGAAUCCUAAUGGCAUUGUCAUUGGUGCACUCUCUGAUAGGAUUUUCCUCCCUGCCACAGUGGACGUAGUUGAGGCUCUUGCCUGUAGAAAAGCAAUCUCCUUAGCUUUGAAUCUUGGUAUUGAGGAUGUAAUUCUUGAAGGUGAUUCUAUGACUAUUAUCCAAGCUCUCAACUCAGAUUCUUCCUGUGCCAGUUCCUACGGCCAUAUCAUUGAUGAUAUCAGAGCUUGUGCUCUUCUUUUCUCUUCUAUUAGUUUCUCCCAUGUUAAAAGACAGGGAAACAAGGUUGCUGAUAGUUUGGCAAAACUAGCAAAGUUGUCCCGUUGUCCUUGUUUUUGGUCUGAUGGUCUCCCUAGGGACGUCCAUUCUCUUGUAUCUGCUGACAGAGUUUUCUGUUGA